UUUUUUUUUUCCUUCCUUCCUUCCUUCCAUGGAGGAGGAGUUGUUAUUAAUAGCAAGUAGCUAAUUAAUCCAUGGAACAAUCUCCUUAAGGGGAAACCAGGCGCAGGAUGUAUUUUCCCUGCAGCGAUGGGAGCCGGGUCACGAGGGGGAUUUGGGUGUCUAAAUUCAUGAAACUUUCAGCUGCCUUCCACACAGAACUGGGGGGGGGGGUGUCUCCUCCGUGGGUUGAACACACACAUACUUUCCCCCCCCCUCCCUUUCCGAGGGAUCUGCAUAUUAUUAUGCCUUUGCUCCUCCUGGCUGGUUUUUGUUUUGCUGUUUCAGGUAUAUCUACUGUGAGGUGCCCCCCUUCCCACCCCCCCUGCCCCCACUGCUUAGUUUUUUUUUAGGUAUAAAGCCUUUCCUUGUUCUGUUUCUCUUUGCUCUUGGCAAGUUGCUCCUUGAGUUCGUGGCAGAGAUGCGAGGAAGCCUCGGCCACUUUCUCAAGCCCCCCACAAAUGGCUCCGGUGUGGCUCUUGCCUGCCUGCCUGCCAGCCAGGCUCUGGCGAGAAGACCCAGCCACGCCCUUAAGCCAGCAGUCACAAAGUAAGCCCAACUUGAGAGGUUUCGAGGGAAGCCUCCCCCAAAGGAGCUUUUGAGGUAUCCCUAAAUCAGUCCGGCCAUUCCCAGGGAUGGCGGGGUCUGAUUUGAAAAGCUGGUUCCGUCCGUUCUUGUUGCCCGUUGAUUGAUUGAUUUAAGGUUUUUUUUUUUUUUUUUUAAAAAAGACAAGGCCAAUCGAGGGUCUUUUGAUAACCGAAGGUGCUGUUGUGUGUUUGUGUGUGUGUGUGUUCUACCCACGUAUGCCAUGCUACGCAGAGGGUCCACUCGGCAAACCGAUUGGCUUAAGGGAUGGGUGGGGGCGGGAAGGAAAAAGGUUCCAGCAGUUCCAUCACUCCUAAUGUGAUGCGCAUCAACCAAAGCGCCCCUCUGCAUAGUUGAAGCACCGAUGAGUCCAAAUGGUUUGAAAUCUUUAUUGCUCAGUCAGUCAAUUCGCUUGAUUUUAUGACUUCGUAACCAGUUCAUUUAAUGACCCUUAACCAUGCUGAAGAAGUAACCCUUUGGGACUGGCUUGAAUGGAACAGGGCUCCGUAGUUUUAUAUGUAAAAACGAUUUUCGUUUGUUAGGUGUUCCUAGAUGUGUUUUAAAAAAUUUAAAGACGUAGACACUUGAAAUGGCCAUCACCACAUCUCUCUCCUUCCCUUCCCCGCUUUUCUUUUAAAUCUCGAACUCACCUCUAGCCUCUUUUAACCACAGGGCAUCCCAGUGUCUUCAGAUUCAUAACAGGUGCCCCAAAAGGCCACUUAAAAAAUGGAAAAUUGGAAAGGGAGGGGGUUGCUCUUGCUAUUGGCAGUAGGAAAAUCGCACCUCAAAACUGGCCUGGUGAUGUCAGCCCCAGGGUUGGUGAGGGGUCCCUGGCUCCCGGUGUGGUGAUGCAUUUCAGUCUCUAUCCUGCAAGGUAAGGAGCCCGAUGUUCUUAACAUGAUGCCCUUUUUUUUUCACUGCCUCAGUAUUUUUAUAUUUUCACUGGCUGUUAAACGUGGAAACUUUUUAACAUGCUUUGUCGCAUUUAUAUGCUACAGGUUACAAAGUGAGAUCCUUGUAUACACUUCAAUACUUAAAAAGUACCCGUAUUCAGUACUCAGCCGGCAGCAUAAUGAAAAGUGGGACUAGACACGGUGUCCAUAUGGAGAGGAAAAAAAAAAUAUACAUAUAUAUUUAUAUAUAUAUACACCUAGAAUAUUUUUAAACCAAAUGUGUACAAUUGUAUAAAUGGAAAACCUUCUGUAACUUUGGUAACUGCAUAUAGUAUUUCAUGUUUGGUAAUGAAACUUAGAGGGGAGGUGUGAUAACUUUAGAAUUGUGUAAAAUUAAAAGUGUAAAACAUCUGUUAAAAAGGGAAGGAUUACAUAUAUGGUGUAUACUUUGGGAACGAAGAAAAGCUGCAUGCAUCAGCUUUGAAUUGUGUUUAUUAAAUCGUUUAUGGGUUAAUGAUGCAAUACUUGCUAACCGUGAACUGUUCUUCUCCCUCCUUUUUUCUUAAAUUCACAUUCUUGGUAGUUUUCAAAAUAAUAAUCGCCCUACUUCAUAAAUGAGGCUCUAUUUGCCCACAAAUUGUAUUUCAUGAUUCUAACGCCCUGCACUAAAAACACAGAUCCGGAUCUUCAUAGAGUUGUGAUACGCAAAGUUGCAUCCUGAGACCUCAGAAUAUGGUGUAUUCUUGUAAGACCUCCUUUCACAGAGACUGUUAAAAUCCAGUACUGAAUGUAUGGUUUAAUGACUUGUCAGCUGCAUUGUAUUCUAGGGUUUGCUGUCUUUUUUUUUCUUUUUCUUUUUCUUUCUUUUUUUCUUUUUUUUUGCAACUGUUAAUGUUAAAAGGUUUUCCAUCCAGGAAUUUGGAUUAUUCUCCCUCUUGCAAAGAGGCUGAGGAUGCAACUUUACAUUUGCAAAACAAGGAGGGAGUUGAUGAGAGAACUAUCGCAAUGUGUCUGUACGCAAGUAUAUUUUAAAAAAGAAAGGGGGAAGAAAAAAAUGAAUGAAAAAAGAUUCCCCCCCCGCCCCCAAUCGUUUCUGCUUCCUGCCGGUAAGCCAAGUAUUGCAUGGUUAACGUCAUUAGCCGUGGAACAGUCCCACUGCUCAAAAUGUGGUGUGUCCAGCCCCAGACAAAACCAAAGGUGUGUGUUAACGUGUGUAAAGGAGAUUUGAACAAGCUGCCCUGAAGAAAGGCCUAGUGACGAGAUGACAGAGACAGACAGACAGACAGACAGAUGCAAUGUUUUGGAUAUGUUAGCCAGUGCCCUUCUCCCAGUGAGCCCCAGUGGCUCCAAACGGGACUGGCUUUUUUAAAGGGAAGGCCUUCAUUUCUUCGUUUAUCCCCCCAGCAGCGCUGGAGAGCGAGGUGGCUUCAGUAAGCCUGGUGGUAAGUUUUUGAGCAUUACAAUGGGAUCGUGUUUUAAAAAAAAAUAAUUUUUAAAAAAACGCAGCCAGAAAAAAAAAUUAAAAUAAUAAUAACAUCAUAUUUUGUUAGCUUCCUGAAUGGUGAAAAAAUGCCCUAUGCAAACAGAACUUUUAAUGGGUACUGCCGGCAAUGCCUUAAUGGGUCUUUAGAAGGUUUUAACCUACGGUGACAGAACAAAAGGGUAUUAAAAACGAAGGGUUGAUGAGGUGUCGAGAGAAACUAAUUGGGGAAGGAAAUCCACUUUUUUUCAGAGGCUUUUGGCGUUUUAAUAAGUAGUAACCUUGGUAAACUUGGCAACACUGAUUUGACCUGGGAAAAAGGCCCCCUGCCCCCGCCCCCUUUGAGCCACCGUGUGUGUAAUAAUACCAGGUGAUGGUUUUAGAAGGCUGCUAAAACUUGCAAGCCGCAAAAAAAAAAAAAGCAUAAAAGGGUGUUGCAUUGCAAAAUGGUUUUUUUUUUUGUUUUUUUGCAGUGCGGUCAAUUCAAGUUUUAACCCAACGCCAUCUAAUCGCGGUUGUAAAUAGGUAGUUGUGUGUUUUGUUGGUAGCAGAGCUGGCAAGGCAGGCACUAACAAUGGCUUCUGUGGUUUCUUUUUCCCCUCCUCCCGGACGACAGGACACAUGGAUGACGUGCCAGAUCUCGAUUUAGGCCCACCUCUAGACCUGGAUGAUGACCUUGAUAACAGUUCCGUGUACGUACAGGGCCUGACCGACAAUGUGACUCUAGAGGAGCUGACUGACUUCUUCAAACAGUGUGGCAUUGUUAAGAUGAACAAAAGAACUGGACAACCCAUGAUAACAAUCUAUCUUGACAAAGAUACUGGGAAGCCCAAAGGAGAUGCAACUGUCUGCUAUGAUGACCCACCCACUGCCAAAGCAGCCAUAGACUGGCUUGAUGGGAAGGAGUUUCAAGGAAGCAAACUCAAGGUCUCCAUGACUCGGAAGAAGCUGCCCCUGAACAGCAUGCGAGGAGGAAUGUUGCCCCGGGAACCGCGGGGCAUGCCUCCCCCUCUCCGUGGAGGUCCAGGAGGCCCAGGUGGCCCUGGUGGACCCAUGGGUCGUAUGGGCAGCCGAGGUGGUGACCGGGGCGGUGGCUUUGCCCCGAGAGGACCCCGAGGAUCCCGAGGAAACCCUUCCGGGGGUGGAAACGUCCAGCACCGAGCUGGAGAUUGGCAGUGCCCGAACCCGGGCUGUGGAAACCAGAAUUUUGCCUGGAGAACCGAGUGCAACCAGUGCAAGGCUCCAAAGCCCGAAGGCUUCCUCCCACCGCCUUUCCCACCCCCAGGUCCUGGAUUCUUGCUUGGGAAGCCGCUGCCACUUAGAGGGCUCAUAUACGGGACCAAUAGUGGUGGCGAUCGCGGCCGGGGGGGCCCUAGCGGCAUGAGAGGAGGCCGAGGAGGGCUGAUGGACCGCGGUGGGCCCGGAGGGAUGUUUCGCGGCGGCCGUGGUGGAGACCGAGGCGGGUUCCGAGGAGGCCGUGGCAUGGACCGAGGGGGCUUCGGAGGGGGCCGGCGAGGAGGCCCCGGGGGCCCGCCUGGACCUCUUAUGGAGCAGCUAGGAGGCCGAGGCAGCAGGCGCGGAGGACCAGGGAAGAUGGACAAGGGGGAGCACCGUCAGGACCGCAGAGACCGGCCCUAUUAAGCGGCCAGGGACUCUUCCCCCUCUUUUUUUCCUUGCUGGACUGCAUUUACUACCAGAUUUAUUUUUUAAACCAGAAAAAUGUUUUAAAUUUAUAAUUCCAUAUUUAUAAUGUUGGCUCCAACAUUAUGAUGAUUCCUUGUCUGUACUUAGUAUUUUUCACUGUUUGUGGAGAAACAUUAAAACAAAAGUUAAAUGGGAGCGUGCCGAGUUAUUCUUUAUUCUUUUCCCUUUAAAAACAAAAAGCCAGAACAAAAUGAAAUGUGGCGGUUUAAUUAAAAACUCAUUUUUUUUUUGUUUGUUUUUUUAAAGCAAAGUUGUCAUGAGCAUGCCCAGUUAAAAUUGUUUUUGGAGGUGUCAGGAGGAUGGAAAUUUAAUGUAACCAAUGUUCGUGGUUGUGAUGUUUUCAUUUUCAUUUUUAUUUUCUUAAAUAAACUUCCAUAUGUUUGUGAAUGC
Pseudonaja textilis is the source of this 5088-nucleotide messenger RNA. The record is from RefSeq and is a predicted model, not a curated record. Lineage: Eukaryota; Metazoa; Chordata; Lepidosauria; Squamata; Elapidae.